AUGUCCACGUACGCCUACAGAGAGCGUGAGCGCGACCGCGACUAUGACAGCCGCAACGUCACCAUCAAACGUUACGUCAUACCAUCGGAGGACAGAGAAGAGCGCCGAGAAUUUAUGAUGACCCGAGACGAUGAUUACGGGAACCACGAGUUGAUCACUCGGCGCAAGACUGAACGCGAUGAGCCUUUCACGAUUUCACGAUACGAGAGAGACGUCGAGUACGAUAUGCCAGUUCGUCGUUAUGAGAGGGAAACUAUUGAACGUGAGUCGACCGAUUCCCAAGCUUCUUCUUCGUCCCUGGCUCCUUCCCACCACCGCCCCAGGCUAGUGGAAGAUCCUCCUGGAAGGCUCUAUGGACAACAUCUACGGCCCCCUAGUCCCAUUCAUCAACUCACACCUCGUCAUCAUCCAGCCCGAUAUGUUAGCCCGCGCCAUUCCGAGUUCGAAGUAGACGAGGAGUACUACCACCGCCGUGUUGAUGACCGCCAUUCUCGCCGGGAUGUAAGCCCAGGCGAUUCGGUCUCACAGGCUAGCCGUCGCCGUGGUCGAACUGACUACGGCAGCGACGACGAAUAUUACUAUCACGAAGAAACUCGUACAUACGAUGACGACCACCCCCAUCGUCGCCGCCACCUAGCGGAAGGUGCCUUGGUUGGUGCAGGUGCAGCAGAGCUUUUUCGUAGCCACCGCAAGCGUGAAGGUGAUGAAGUGAGCCAUGGCAUGAACCAUGCUAUGAAGACAGCUGGUGCUGGCGCAUUGGGUGCCGUAGCUGUCAAUGCUGCUUCACAUGUCCGCGACUACUACCGCAGCAAGAGUCGCAGUCGACACCGUGCUCGCUCAUUUGAUGAUGAACGUUCUUAUCGCCAUAGUCACCACAGCCAUGGCCGUCGCAGCCGAAGCCGCAGCCGAUCUCACUCUCAUUCCCGGGCCAAGACCCUCAUGGAGGUCGGCUUGGGUGCUGCAGCGAUCGCCGCCGGUGUUGCCGCUUUGCGAAGCAAGAAGACAUCGGAUGAGCAACGUCCCAGCCGCUCUCGAACCCGUUCUCGUUCUCGAGCUCGCAGCUCUACCCGCACUACUGAGAAAGAUAGCGCUAAAAGCGUGUCUGAUCGUAACAAGCACAUUGCGGGAGCUGGUCUAGCCGGGGCCGCUGUUGCAGGACUCGUUGAGCACCACCGAAGCAAAUCUCGCUCUCGCAAGGGUGAGCGCUCGCAUAGCCGACUCAGACAGGCGCUCCCUGUGCUUGCCGCUGGUCUAGGAACCGCCGCUGCUACCGGAAUUUGGGAGAAAAGGAAGGCCGAGAAAGAAGGAAAGGAGAGCAAAAGUCGCGGAACAAGCCGAUCCGGCAGAUCACGCAGCCGUGGAGCUCCUGAUGCCGCCUACCCUGAUCCUACCCGCGACUCUGCGGGUCUGAUCGAAUACGGAAGGGACCCCGUAACCGGUAGCAUUCCUGCUGAGCACUACUAUGGUGCCCCAGCCGGUGCUGAUGUUGCCUACUACUCCGAUGAGGGCCAAUACAACGGCCGUCGGAGCCGAAGCCGGAGCCGCAGCCGUGGUGUUCGUGACAAUGAUAGCUCUUCCGGCUCAGAGUCACGCCGUCGGCACAGAAAGCACCGUAGCCGCUCGCGGGACAUUGCGGGAGCCGCACUGGGUGCUGGGGGCCUAGGAUACGUUGCUCAUAAGUACUCCCAAUCUCGAGAGCGCAAGAAGGCCGAACAGGAAGAUGACAGGGCUCGGCAUAAUCAUGGCCCUCACAAUGAUCCAUACGAGGACAAUUAUGAUCCGUCCCCCUAUCCUCCUUCUUCUGGGAACCCCAAGUACCAAGAGCCUCCUGUGAAUUAUUAUCCCAACACCAAUCAAUUCCCCCCACCCCCAUCAACUACCAACUUGAAUGCUACUCCAUCGCCUAAUCCCCAUGGAUACAACAACCCUAAUUCAUACAACCCCGCGGACUACCCUCACCCCCCCGGUGCGGCACCCCAAUCCCAGGAACAACCGUACAACUAUGGAGCGCCAGGCCCAGGGACCGAGCAAUACGCCCCGCGGCCGCGGAGAGCCGAUGAUAAUGUGAGUGCCCUGUCGGGCUCCACUUUACCCACUGAUCACCACACGGACGAUGCCUUAUCACGCCAACUAGCCAAAUCAAAGUCCGUACAGCGAUCCAGCAGUCAUAGCCCACCUCCUUCGUCGAAAUCUGUUUCUUUCAACCUGGAUUCGGAGGACAACCAGCUCGAAGAUCGUGGCUACGAGACUGACGAUAGUCAAUCGAUAAUCAGUAACGGACGCCAUUCUCAUCGCCAUAGACUCCAACGCCGACGCUCGUCUUCUGUGCCUUAUUCGCCUGUAUCCGAUUCUGCUUCUGCUUCUGCUUCCUUUACCCAUCCCCGUGGUCACCGCCACCGUCAUAAACACCACUCUCAUCACAAUUCAUCAGCACGUCAAAACUAUUACAAAAAACCAGAGCAGGACUCCUCCAACUCGACGAUUGAGCUACCCGAGCGAUUUGAUAGACAUGGUCAUCGUCUCCUAAAAGAAAAAGAGGAUGACCCGGCCACUGCAAAGAUCGAAGAUUUUAUCAAUCGGGUUGCAAAGGUCUUGUUUUAA
Penicillium verhagenii is the source of this 2601-nucleotide messenger RNA. Its product is annotated as DUF3824 domain-containing protein. Bases 1 to 2601 code for a protein of 866 amino acids. The record is from RefSeq and is a predicted model, not a curated record. Lineage: Eukaryota; Fungi; Ascomycota; Eurotiomycetes; Eurotiales; Aspergillaceae. The transcript is spliced from 3 exons.